AUGGCCACCACUGCAAAUCACAAGAACGGCAUUCGCGUCUGCAUCGACAGAGGCGGAACCUUUACAGACUGUGUCGCCUCCAUCCCCGUCCCAGUCUCCGACACAUACCCCUCCGGGCGCAAGGAACUCGUCGUCAAACUGCUCUCCGUUGAUCCAAGCAAUUACCCAGAUGCUCCCAGAGAGGGUAUCCGUCGCAUCCUCGAGAUCGCCACCGGAAAGCCCCACCCACGCGAGAAGCUCGUCGCCACAGAGGAACUCGAAUCGAUUCGCAUGGGAACCACGGUGGCAACGAACGCGUUGUUGGAGAGAAAGGGCGAACGCUGCGCAUUAUUAAUUACAAAAGGGUUCAAGGAUCUUUUGUUGAUCGGCAAUCAGUCGCGUCCCAAGAUCUUUGAUCUGUCCAUCACCAAGCCAGACGUAUUGUACCAGUCCGUCGUUGAGGUCGAAGAGAGAGUUACAUUGGUCGGAUACACUUCAAGUCCAAUGGGUGUUGUUGAGAACAUUGACCCUAACGACCCAUCUUUCGUCAAGGGUAUCUCCGGAGAAUACGUCCAUGUGUUACGAAAGCCUGACAUGAUCAAAAUCAAGGAGCAGCUUCAGGACCUUUACAGCCAAGGAUUCAGGAGCAUCGCUGUCUGUCUUCUUCACUCUUACACAUUUGUCGACCAUGAACAGGCGGUAGGCGCGCUCGCUCAGGAGAUCGGCUUUACUCACAUUUCUCUCUCUUCGGCCAUCAUGCCCAUGAUCAAAAUGGUCCCCCGUGGAACCUCUGCCACCGCUGAUGCAUAUUUGACACCAUGCAUCAAGACCUAUGUCGACGGAUUCGUCAGUGGAUUUGACGAGAACCUCACCAAGAACGUCUCGUUACAGUUCAUGCAGAGUGAUGGUGGUCUGGUUCCCGUCAGCCACUUCUCAGGUCUCCGUGCCAUUCUCUCCGGUCCGGCUGGAGGUGUUGUCGGAUAUGGUAUGACUGCAUACGACCCCAAGGACGGUGUCCCUGUCAUUGGAUUCGACAUGGGAGGCACCAGCACGGACGUGUCGCGUUUCAGCGGCAAGUACGAGCACGUGUUUGAAACAACCACGGCCGGAGUGACUGUCCAGGCACCUCAGUUGGACAUCAACACUGUCGCCGCUGGAGGCGGAUCGAUGCUGUUCUUCAGGAACGGAACAUUUGUGGUCGGACCAGAGAGUGCGUCCGCACACCCUGGACCUGCCUGUUACCGCAAGGGUGGGCCAUUGACUGUGACCGACGCCAACUUGGUCCUUGGCCGCCUGAACCCCGAGUACUUCCCCAAGAUCUUUGGCCCCAAGGAGGACGAAGGGUUGGAUGUCGCAAUUGCACGCAGCAAGUUCGAGGAGCUCACGAAGGAGAUCAACACCUAUAUGGCCAAGGACAAGGAGGCAGAGGGUCUUCAGUGGAACAACAUGUCUGUUGACGAAGUUGCAUAUGGAUUCAUCAAGGUCGCCAACGAGUCUAUGUGCCGUCCUAUUCGCGCUCUCACAGAAGCCAAGGGACAUGAUGCAUCAAAGCAUAUUCUUUCCGUCUUUGGAGGAGCAGGUGGCCAACACGCCUGCGCCAUUGCACGCGCCUUGGGCAUCUCCAACAUCUUUAUUCACAAGUACGGUUCGGUCCUCUCUGCUUACGGACUGUCCUUGGCCGAUGUCGUUUAUGAGGCACAAGAGCCCAGUUCCGAGAACCUCUCUGAGAAAUCCUUGCCAGGACUGAAGGAGAGAAUCAAUGUCCUCGUCUCCCAGUGCCACGAUGAACUCGGAAAGCAGGGAUUCGAGAAGGAUCGUAUCGAUUGUGAGAUCUACCUCAACCUCCGAUACAACGGUACAGACUGCGCCCUCAUGACUCUCAAGCCUGAGGCUGCGGAAGACUGGAACUUUUCCGGGGCCUUUGUUGAGAACUACAAGUACGAGUUUGGUUUCCAUCUGCCUGACCGCGACAUUAUUGUCGAUGAUGUCCGUGUUCGCGGUAUUGGCAAGUCGGCUCAGACUUCGUCCUUGUCUGUUCACGAGGAAAUCAAGACUUUGAAGCCCGCAUCUGUUGAUCCUUCCAACGCCGAGGGUUUGACCAGCAUCUACUUCGAAACUGGACGCAACGACAAGACUCCCACCUACUUGCUCGAGAAACUGCCUGUUGGCACCACCAUUGCAGGACCCGCCAUCAUCAUGGAUGCCAACUCGGCCAUCCUGAUCCAGCCAUUCUGCGCAGGUCUGGUAACAUCCAGCACUGUUGUCAUCACUAUUGGCGACGGACACAAGUCGCAGGUGACGACCGAGAUGGACCCCAUCAUGUUAGCUGUGUUUGGCAACCGCUUUAUGUCGAUCGCUGAACAGAUGGGACGAACUCUCCAAAAGACUGCCAUCAGCACCAACAUCAAGGAGCGCCUCGACUUUUCUUGCGCACUCUUUGGACCCGACGGAGGCCUGGUGGCUAACGCGCCUCAUAUCCCAGUCCACCUGGGAUCAUUGUCGCACGCUGUCAAGUACCAGAUGGAUUAUUACAAGGGCGACAUUACCGAGGGCGAUGUGAUUAUGACCAAUCACCCAGCCGCUGGAGGAAGCCAUUUGCCCGAUAUCACCAUCAUCACGCCUGUCUUCAACAAUGGCGAAAUUGUUUUCUUUGUCGCCUCCCGUGGACACCAUGCCGAUAUCGGAGGCAUUUUGCCAGGAUCGAUGCCUCCCAACUCCAAGGAGCUCUACCAGGAGGGCGCUGCGAUCCGGUCCUUCAAGCUGGUCUCGAAGGGCCACUUUGAUCUGGAGGGACUGACCAAGCUGCUGGUAGACGAGCCCGCCAAGUACCCUGGCUGCAGUGGAACUCGCUGCCUGCGCGACAACGUCUCGGAUCUGAAGGCACAGGUCGCUGCCAACCACAAAGGUAUCGGUUUGGUCAAGGCGCUUAUUGGCGAGUAUGGUCUGAAUGUGGUUCAGGCCUACAUGAUGCAUAUCCGUAAGAACGCCGAGAUGGCCGUCCGCGACCUCUUGAAGGGCGCACUGCGUCGCUCGCAGGGCAAGGACUUGGUCGCCUCGGACUGCAUGGACGACGGUAGUAGGAUUAGCCUUCGUAUCGAGAUCAACCCCGAGGAUGGAUCGGCCAUCUUUGAUUUCGAGGGCACAAGCGAGGAGGUGUACGGUAACUGCAACGCACCUACCUCGGUCACCCACUCGGCCAUCAUUUACUGCUUGCGCUGCAUGGUUGCGAUGGACAUCCCAUUGAAUCAGGGCUGCUUGUCCCCGGUCACAAUCAACAUUCCUGACAAGUCGAUGUUGGCUCCCUCAGAGACGGCUGCUGUGGUCGGAGGCAAUGUCUUGGUCUCGCAGAGGCUGGUCGAUGUGAUCUUGAAGGCCUUCCAGGUCUGCGGUGCUUCCCAGGGCUGCAUGAACAACUUGACCUUCGGUGUUGGGGGCAAGACCUUGGAUGCCGAAACGGGUGAUGCCAAGGUUGUUGAGGGCUGGGGAUACUAUGAGACCAUUGCUGGAGGUGCCGGUGCUGGACCCACUUGGAACGGACAAAGCGGUGUGCACACUCAUAUGACAAACACGCGUAUUACGGACCCCGAGAUCCUGGAACGAAGAUACCCUGUUAUCCUUCGUGAGUUUGCACUCCGAGCCGGCUCAGGAGGAGAGGGACUCCACCCUGGUGGAGAAGGUCUGGUCCGCGAUAUCGAGUUCCUGGAACCCAUGGAGGUGUCGAUCCUGAGCGAGCGCCGAGUCUUCCAGCCCUACGGCAUGGCAGGCGGUGGGCCCGGAGCAUCGGGGAAAAACCUGUGGGUCCAAAAGCGUACGAUCCGCAAGAAGGACGGCCUCCUCCUUGCCGUGGAAUCGACUUCAACAAUCAGCAAGGACGAGACCGAGACAGUCUUUAGAACGGUCAAUCUUUCUGGAAAGAACACGGCCCAUGUCAAGACUGGGGACCGUCUCAUGAUCUGUACUCCCGGUGGAGGCGCCUGGGGUAGUAAAGGUGGCGAUUCGCACCCAGAUUCGUCUCUCCCCGUCUUCCAGCAACAACAGGUUUUCGCCAGAGGUAGUGUCAACGAGUACCAGUCCCUCCAAGAAGCCAGCGUGUAA
This is a messenger RNA of Linnemannia hyalina, 4074 nucleotides long. The record is from the annotation of a GenBank genome assembly. Lineage: Eukaryota; Fungi; Mortierellomycota; Mortierellomycetes; Mortierellales; Mortierellaceae.